GCAUUUCGUUGUGCCAGUAGUUGACCCUGCUCCGUCUGCGCUCCACACCCCACUUUCACAAGUUGAGAGAUCUGUACAUCUGCAAGUCGACGACGGAUCGACAGUACUUGACUUGGCUCAACAGACUUUCGUUUGAUCCAUCGGCGGUUAUUAUUACCGUUCAAGUUAUCUGUCACAAAGGGCGGACAGGAGGGUCUAUGGAAUUUCGAACUCUGGCUUAUGACGUUUAAGUUCUGCGCUGGCCAUUUAGCGUGUUGAUUACUUUGUAUUCAGCUAACGGUACAUAUUGGAUCAUGUCUUGAAAUAAGUUGCUCAUAUUGAGUAAUUUGACGAUGAACCAAAGCGAAAACAGAAAAAUGACUCACUGUCACUCAGGCUUCCAGCUCAUCGAGAAUCAUGGAUAAUUGCAGUAUGCGAAGUAGUACUUUUAGCGUUGCAAGGCGCAAACGGUGAGUCGUGGGAUUGGAUCCUGGAUGCAAAGGAAACUACGCAUACUCACAGAUCCAGGUGGCACACAAAUCAUGCCAGAACAGCAAUCCUUGGUCGUGGUGCAAACCGAGUACUGGUACAAACAUGCACUGACAGACAUAGGUGCUGUCAAAGCAGCAACGACGACGAGAAAGGAGAAACGCAUUAUUUGUGCAAGGUGAUAUGAGAUCGGAAUAAUGACUCUGAGGGUGGGGGGACACGGUAG
Suillus paluster is the source of this 694-nucleotide messenger RNA. RefSeq lists its product as uncharacterized. The transcript is spliced from 2 exons. Lineage: Eukaryota; Fungi; Basidiomycota; Agaricomycetes; Boletales; Suillaceae. The annotation marks the transcript as partial. The record is from RefSeq and is a predicted model, not a curated record.